Molecule: messenger RNA, 7752 nt
Organism: Podarcis lilfordi (Lilford's wall lizard)
Lineage: Eukaryota; Metazoa; Chordata; Lepidosauria; Squamata; Lacertidae
Source: the annotation of a GenBank genome assembly
AGCUGCUACAUGCUGUUCCCAUUGUCCUCAGAACCAGCUUAUUAUGGCAGCCUUGUGGUUUUUGUCCUGCCUGGCACUUGUCAGUGCCGCACAGAGUAAGUACCCACCUGCUUGUGGUCUUGGGCCUCGCUUGGGGUGGGGUGGGGUGGGGUGGGGAAGCAAACUAUUUCUGUGUCACCCAGGCUUAGAUCAUCAUCUUUCUUUUCUCUCUAGAAAAUAGAGCUGAUUCAGGGGGGUAGCCCAACCUGGCCCCAUCCAUAGGCCAGCGAAGGAGCACUUGCUUUGGUGUUUGCUUUCCUCUGCCCUCCUCCUUCCUUUUUCCUUUUCUAUCAUGGCUGUUAGAUUGUAAGCAUGCAGUCAGGGACAGCCUUGUUUUUUAAAAUAUAUGUGUAGCACUUAUAAAGUUUAAGGCACUUUAAAAGUGUUAAGUUAUCGUCUUCAUCUACCAGCGGUUCUCAACCAGUGGGUCCCCAGAUGUUGUUGGACUACAACUCCCAUCAUCCCUGAGCUCUGGCCUUGCUAGCUAGGGGUGAUGGGAGUUGUAGUUCAACAACAUCUGGGGACCCACAGGUUGAGAAAGGCUGCUAGACUGUCAUGGGGGAAUCAGCACAUUGCACAGCCCUCCUGAAACUAUACUGUUCCAGAAUAUAGGUAGAUGAACAAAAUGCUUGAAUGCCACAUUAAAACUCCCUACACUUAAAAACAAACACCAGGGAUAAGGUGAGGGUUCAGAUCUCUGUCCCUGACAUGUCUUCCUAACCUGCUAACUCUCUAUAGGUAGGGAUGAAUUCAUUUUUAAUAAUUACUCAUUUUUUUACUGCAUUUAUAACCCACACCUUUCUCCCUAUUUUCUCCUCAGAGCAGACCUGUGAGGUAGGUUAGGCUGAGAGUAGGUGACUGGCUGAAGUAAGCUUUACAGCUGAGCAGGGAUUCAAACCUUCAUUUCCCAGGUCCUAGUCUAACACUCUAACCAGUGCACCACACAGGCUACUACGAGAAGCAUUAGAUGAUGCCAUCCUCAGGUGCCUUUUGAAGUGAUACAGGCCCAGGGAGAUGUACCAGGUGGUCUGGUCCCCUCGUUUAUAGAGGACAGUCCUCUGUUUGAAGGGCUAUCAGGGGACAGUCCAGCAUAUCUGAAGGAUGGUCUGGUCCAAGUCCAGCUUAAAGAUAAAGAACCAUGAAGGAGGCCAGGGACUUGGUCAAUCCCAAUGUAGCAUCAUCUCCCAUUUAGGAGAAGUCACCGAGUAGGCCCUUUUGGAUGGCUCUCAUCACCGCACGCAUACAGACAAGCAAAGGACCGGCACACCAACCACAUAGGAGCUUGUCUCCGCUACGUUAUGUGCACAGAUGGACCUCUGGGCGGUCUUUGCCUUAACAAUUCCCUGUCCCUCAGCCUCCUUGCCAAAAGUCCUUACCUGAAGUCCUGAGCGCAAAGCACAGAACAUGGAAAAGCUCUCACUUCACCUCUUUCCUUGCUUCCAGGUUGCGGCGUCCCUUCAAUCCAGCCCGUCCUCACUGGCUACUCCCGCAUUGUCAACGGGGAGGAGGCAGUGCCUGGAUCAUGGCCCUGGCAGGUCUCCCUGCAGGUAAGAAUGCUUGGGAAGGUCUUGGGAGUCUGGUUCGUUUCAUCUGUUGGUUUGCACUUCCCCUACCAGUGAUUAACUGGAACUGAGAAUAAAAUGGUCAAAGGCCCUUUCUAUUGCCACUGCUGCCUGGCUCUGUUCCUGUUGGGUCUCUCACCACCUGCUUUCCUUGGCUUGCCUUGCAGGAGAAGAGCGGGUGGCAUUUCUGCGGUGGGUCCCUCGUCAGCGAGCGCUGGGUGGUGACUGCUGCCCACUGUGGGGUGACGUGAGUACCCUGCCUCCCUUUUCAUGUGGGGAUAUUUUUUUUAAUAGAUGAACAGGAAUCUUGGAGGUUGCAGGGUCAGGAUAUGCACAGCAAAGGCUAGCAGAUGUGUUAGCUACCUGUGGUCAGAGCAAGGGGCUGAAAUAUAUGUGAGAAUUGUAAUUUAAGGUCUUAUAUAUAUAAUAAAUGUUCAUAAAUGUACCAGCCAAGCACGUACAUAGAUAUGUGGACCACAUGUCUGGAGCAGCACAGGAAAACUGUCCUGAAACCAUUUUGACUCCCAAACUGACCAAAUGUUUUCUCUGCAAGGGGGUGAGGGAACCUUCCUGUUGUCUCAGGAAUUGGGUAAUCACCAUUUCAAAGGAAUGGCCAGACUACCAGGAAAGGCAAUCAGAUAAGGCAUUAUCAAAUAAACUGGCAGACAGGAAAAACAACAUCAUUCAAAUUUCUGUUGUAGACCACCUUUUCUGUGAUGUAUGUAUGAUGUAUGGAGGGGUGGUCUUGAGCUCCAGGGAUGGGAUUUAAAAUGUCUAAAAUAAGGGCAGGCACACCUUUGCUCUGGGUCCUCCUCUGUCCUCCUGCGUGUGAGGGGAUCACCCUGUUGCAACAGCUUUAAUAAAGAUCAGGCUUAUUCGCUGCUUUGCUUCUCAAUAUUCUCUGGUUGGCCUCUGUUAUUUUCCCCUACCGAUAGGGAACCCACUUAAGGACUCUAUACAGGCUCUUGGAUACCCCAUAAGGGAAGAAGGGCAGAUUUUGUUUACAACAGAAUCAUAGAACUAUAGAAUUGUAGAGUUGGAAGGGACCCCCAAGGGUCAUCUAGUUCAACCCCCUGCAAUGCAGGAAACGCAGCUCAAGAAUCCCUGACAAGAUGGCCAUGCAACCUCUGUUCCUUCAGCUGGGGCCAACUGACAGCUUUUGCUUGCUUUCCUCAGGACCUCCAACGUCGUGGUGCUUGGGGAACAUGACCGCAGCUCCUCUGCGGAGAAAAUACAGAAGUUGGCUGUCGAGAAGGUGGGUGAAGCAGCUGGAAGGCCUCUUCAGGGCUCCUCCAGAUAGCAUGUUUACUGGGUAUUCAUCCAGAUUUACUUGCGCAAGGUUUAGACAGAGGUCGGGCUUUGUUCAGUCUUUCAGGCACUUAAGUAAACGUUAACCAGCCCUUGAGGGUGUUCAGAAACCAGUACAGCCCAAAAAUCCAGUUAAGCAGUUUAUUGAAAAAGGAGUUACUUGUAAGAAAGAAGGAGGGUGGCAGGGGAGAGAGAACAAUAGCAAGAAUGCAGUUCAAACUUGAAAUAAAACACCAUACUAGAUUCUUGGUCCAACUAAUCCUCCACUUAAUCCAAUACUAACAAUGAAAAUUGGCGCUCUGUGGUCACCACUGGAGGAGGAACCUUCUGGCAUCUGCUGCAGGUUGGUGGCGGGUGUGUGUGGGUGUGUGUGUUUCAAGGGGAACAAACCUGAAGGCUGCAGCCCAUCUUCAAGGGCUUCUUAUUCAUUGGUUCAACAGGCAGACUCCUGUCAAUCAGAAGCCACGUUUGUCAGGUAGAGGGAAAAUUACACCUUUUGGGGAGUGGGGAAAUGGUUACUACCAGAUUUCCGCAUCUCCCUGCUAGAAAGACAUAAGCAGUAAUCUGUGGACAUGUCUGUCUUCUUUCCUUACCCAUCUUGGAGGUUGGGUGUUCGUAAAGAAUCAGUUACAAUACAUCAGGAGGUUCAAUGCUAUCACUCUAAAUAGAGUGAAAGGAUUUGAGCACUUUGUGUGUGUUAACUGGCUUGCCAGUUCCAGGAUGUUUGUGUCAUCGACUGUUUUUAUUAAUUAACACAAUUAUCACUGCCAGCCGUUAUCAGCCUGUCACCCUCCACUGACCUCACUGUUUACAACUCCUCUCCCCAAACCAUGUGUGUGUUUAGCCUUGUAGUCAACAAAGGCACACACCACAAUAUGUUUGUUAGUCUCUGGUCAGAUGCAUCACUGUACCCUGCUUGCAGCACCCACAAUGCCUCUCUCGCCCCCCAGGUCUUCACCCACCCAGAGUGGGACCCCGUUGCCAUCAACAACGACAUUGCCCUCAUCAAGCUGGCCACCCCUGCUGAGAUGACCGACACUGUGUCCCCCGUGUGCCUGACAGACACUGCUGACCACUUCAAGAGUGGAGACCUUUGUGCCACCUCUGGCUGGGGAAAGACACGCUACAACGGUGGGCCUGUCAGGGGUCUCACAGGGGAAGUGCUUGAGGGCAUAGGGAGGGAUAUAUAGGCAGUGGCGUAGCGUGGGGGGUGCAGGGGGGGCCGGCCGCACCGGGCACAUCUGGGGGCGCUCGCUCGCGCUCGCACUCGCAGCUCUCUGCCCCCUGCUAAAAUCCACGGGUUAGGGGGCGCAAAUUACUUGCCUUGCCCCGGGUGCUGACAACCCACGCUACGCCACUGUAUAUAGGGGGCCUCCUGCUUGCCUGGAUAGAGUGCAGAGGUGUGUGUGUAAAUUAGCCCACUGUACAAAAGUUAUAUCUUUGAUUUUUCCACAUUUGCCUUUGGCCCUCCCCUUCACUAUCAUGUGGCCCCCAGAAGGGAAUGUGGCCCUAUCUGUCUGACAAAAGCUCACCACACCUGCUUGAGCGCAGCUCCCCAAGGCAGCCAGUUCUCUGCCCAUGAGGUGAGCAGCCAUUUCAAACAUCAGUGGGAAAUCCAGUUCUUGACCCAAGCUUACUUCAAACCUGCCUUUCUAUCUUGUUAGAAGGGAGAAAGACUUCUGAGGCAGUUGGGAGCUGGAUGUUUUAGGCCAUGCAAGGAUGAUCCCCUCUGUGGGGGUACCUCACUGACAAAGUGCUCCUUGCCAAUGUGUGCUUCCCUGUUAGUGACAAGGCAGCUGCUUACAAACAGAGCGCUAAAUAACUCUGAACCAGGUUACCCGAAAAACCAUCUUCUUCACUGUGCUCAGCUAAUGGAACCCAGUUAGUUUUGAUUAUCGACUUGUGGUAACAUGGACUUGGGUUUUUCAGUGAUUUUAUAGUUUUAAAGUGCUUAGAAGCCACUUUGGCAUCUAAAUAAAUAAGCAAACGGUGUCUUAGCUACCAGGGUGCAGCAAAGCAAUGGCAGUUGCUGACUUGAGCCUCUUUCCUGCAGCUUUCACCACCCCCAACAAGCUGCAACAAACAGCCCUGCCCCUCCUGUCCAAUGAGGAGUGCAAGAAGUCCUGGGGCAGCAACAUCUCUGACCUGAUGAUCUGCGCUGGUGCAGCCGGAUCUUCUUCCUGCAUGGUGAGUGCUGCUUGACCCUCUCCCCACUCCCACAAAACCCCCAAGCACCGCAGGGAGGGGAAGCCGAUUAAUUAAGGAGCAAAUGGUCACUCAUCUCUCAGCUCCACUGAACAGGGAGCAGGAGCAGAAGUAGCAAGGAGGGAUGUGAUAAUUAAAAUUACAGUAGCUCUUAUAAAAGCUUCAGGACCACGUUGCCGGUUCACAUUGGACUGGUUGGCAUGGCAAUUUAUUUUUAUUGCAAAAACAAGAAUAGCCAGAAAUCAGGGUGUGGGGAGGAACCCGCAGGAGGAAGACACAGAAAAUACUGAAAAUCAACAAAGGGAGUGCCCAGGGGAUUGUGAUUCCAGAGAUUCCCUCAAACUGAAGGGAUACAUGGUAGGAAAAAGAAUAUUUGCCAACUCAUCUGUAGUUUCUCCAAGGCAUGUGAUAGGUGGGUGUGGGAGAACACAAAACUGCAAAACCGACGUUUAGAGAAUGUGGGGGGUGAACACCCCAAAAGAUUGCCUGGUUCCUUAAAAAAGAGUUAGAGGGAGAAUUAUGUCAGAAGGCCUCCCCACCCCAUCCCACCUGCCCAAAGUCUAAACUGCCUGUCUUCUGUUUGCAGGGUGAUUCUGGCGGACCCCUUGUGUGCCAGGAAGGCAAUGUCUGGAAGUUGGUGGGCAUUGUGUCUUGGGGCAGCAGCCGCUGCUCAACCACCACCCCUGCUGUGUAUGCCCGCGUCAGCCGCCUCCGUGCCUGGGCUGAUGAAACCAUGGCUAAUAACUGAGCUUCCAGUGUCACGGGAUGAGGGGGAUCAAUAAAGGCUGUUCCUCCUUUGAGACUCAUCUCAUGUCCUGUUCUUCCAUUGCUCCUGGCACAGAAUACAUUCUAAUCUCAGACCGGCACGGCCACACCAUUUGCAUAUGCCAGCAUCCACACACUGCCCCAAGCAGUGGCUCAAUAGCAUGGCUUCCCCUGUGGAAUAUGAUGCCAAGACCUUCCUAUGCCAGUGUUGCCCCAGAGAGAAAAAUUGAUGUGUUUGUGCGUGUGCAUAAGCGUGCAGGCUCUGUGAUGGGUCCAUCUGGGCGAGUGUGCACACGCUGGCAUGUGGCCCUUACAGAGGUGGCGAAUCUUCAGUCUGGCCCUCAAGCUGAAAAAGCUUUGCCAUCUGCGUGCCUUACAAAUGCCCUGUAGCUGCCUCAGAAAAGCUCCAUCAAGAGUUUGGACAAGCCAGAAAAGGCUAUACAAGGCUAUGCGUGGAGCCUCGUUUAGGAAGAGGUCUCAUGCUGAAUGAAGCUGAAUGUUGGAAAAUUGAGGACAGAUGAAAGGAAGUCCUUCUUCAUGCAGUGUAUUGUUAAACUGUGGAACUCCUCUACACAGGAGGCAGUGAUGGCCACCAACUUGGGUGGCCUUAAAAUAUAGGGGAAGCGCAGUCCAGUGCAGGUGUUCUACCACCCUCUCAAGUCUAUUCAGAAACACAGAAAGCUGUCUUACAUGGACUUAAGACCAUUGGGGGCUCCCCUCCAUCUCUGGUUGUGGGUCUCCAGUGCUGCAGACAGGGCUGUUUCUCAGUCCUGGGGAUUAAACCUGGAGCCUUCGGCAUGCAUACUGGGAUUCUACCAUCCAAGUCCCAGUACUGCACCCCCAGUGGCAGUUCUUGUGGGUGCUCCAGAGGGAUGCUGAGAAUGGGCAGCUGUGCAAUUUCUUAUUCUAGUUUGUUGGUUUUAAGGGCUAAGUUCCUGUCCUGUGGUCAGAUGGAAAUACAGUGGUUUUUACUAAUGGUGAUCAGUGGGUUUAUGUAUUUCCAGUAAGAUUCUUAGACAGCAACCUGGGGGGAAAGUCACACUUGUGCCGAGGCUGAGUUCACAGGCAGAGGUGGCUGCUGACCAAUCCAAAAACCCAAGCCAGACCUGUGCCACCCAGAAACAUAGGAAGCAGCCUUAUAGAGUCAAGACCAUUGCUCUCAUCUACAUUCAGUGACAGCGACAGGGUUUCAGGCAGGGUUUGCUCCCAGCCCAAUCUGGAGGUGCUCAGGAUUGAACACAGGACCUUUUGCAUGCAAAGGAGGGGCUCCGUCACUGAGCUACUGCCGGCGACUGUGGAAGGUUCUCUCAAGCCGCAAUCCUGUGGGAGUAAACUCCCUUGAAGUCAGUGAAACUUACUUGUGAGUAAACCUGCAUUGGGUUCCACAGGCCCCUUUGCUCCACUCAGGAACAGCAGAGAAGAGAACCACUUCCAGCUUUCCUUGCUAAGAUGUGAACAUAUCUUCCAAAACAUGGGGGUGUCAAUGGUGAUGUAUGAGCCCCCCCCCCAGUUUUUCUACAGCAUGUUUAGCUCUUUAACUGAUGGCAAAAAGACACCCACACCCACAGUGUUUUCCCAGCCAUUUAGUGGCUUAUCCACUCAAGUCAGUGGGAUUCUGGAAGGGGAAAGGGCAGGAGGAGGAGCUAGAAUUAGCUGCUGAUUAGGCAGUCAGUCAUCCAGGCUGCCAUUGCCCAGACAUUUGCCCACCACCCUGUUCUCCAGCCAGGCUCAGCCAAGCUAUUGAGUCAACCUGGGUCUUUGAAAGGAGCAAGGAAGCCAAGUUCAGGGUUGUUGUUUUCUAACCAUGAUUAAAUUUGCAGGUCAAAACAACAGGAUCUUAAGGGCAGGUCCCUACCCAGAAGGUACUAGGCCA